AUGUAUUCAUUAAAAAAUCAAAUUAUACCUACUUUAAAAAGAUCAGUCAAUUCAAAACAAUCAAUACCAUCAAUUGCUUCACAAAUCUCGACUUUCAAAUCAAUAUCUAGACCAUUAACCACCAACUACAUUUCCCCAAAAUUCUUUUCAACUAAAUCAUCACCAUCAUCAUUAUUACAACCAUUCACUACUUCAAAAAGAUCAUAUAGUGUAUUAACAGAAUCACCAGAAGCUAAAAUCUACAAAUACGAAGACGUUAAAAAAAUCACUCAAAACCCAGAAGCAUACCCAGAUUCAAUCUUAAUCGAUGUAAGAGAACCAGUUGAAUUCAGUGAUGGUCAUAUUCCAGGUGCAAUAAAUAUUCCAUUCAAAUCAUCUCCCGGUGCAUUAGAUUUAAAUGAUGAUGAUUUUCAAGAAAAUUUUGGAUUUUCAAAACCAGAAGAAGAUAAAGAAUUAGUAUUUUAUUGUCUUGGUGGUGUUAGAUCUACUGCAGCUGAAGAAUUAGCAAGUACUUUUGGUUAUAAAAAAAGAGGUAAUUAUUUGGGUAGUUAUGAGGAUUGGCAAUCUCAUGAAAAUAAAAGUAACUUAUAA
Messenger RNA from Lodderomyces jiufengensis, 591 nucleotides. RefSeq names its product thiosulfate sulfurtransferase. Gene Ontology annotation, molecular function: thiosulfate-cyanide sulfurtransferase activity. The record is from RefSeq and is a predicted model, not a curated record. Gene Ontology annotation, cellular component: mitochondrion. Lineage: Eukaryota; Fungi; Ascomycota; Pichiomycetes; Serinales; Debaryomycetaceae. The coding region runs from base 1 to 591 and encodes 196 amino acids. The transcript has a single exon.